GCAGCUCUUUUUUAUACCCCGUACUAUCUAAUACUUCUCCGUCGCUACUGUUCAAUUCAAGAUUCAUGUAUGUACUUUGUAUUGAUGUCAUUUCUUGUUGAAUCUUGUAAAAUUUGACUUCGGAUACAUUGCGAGUCCAUGAACUCUGAUUACAACAAUUAUAAACUUGAUGGCUUGAUGCUAAACAGUAACGUUGCAAAUCAGAUUACAUGAAGUAGGAUAUGAUUUUGGAAUUAAUUUUGUGUAGUGGCAUUAGGUUAGGAUACUCUGGUAACUGACAAUCUGUUUGGUUGAGACCUAAACCAGUUGUUUGUUUGUUCUUCCGAUAAAAUUAUGUCCUGCAAAAUAUUUGGAAGACAGAGUUCGGGAAACCCUAGGGCAUCGAGUGGAAUUAAUUUUGUGUAGUGGCAUUAAUUUUGUGUAGUGGCCCAAUCAGAUUCCCGUAACUAAAACUUUCAACGGGAAAGUGAUGUAGUGCGCCUAGAGGAGGAGUACCACUUAAGGCAUCGAGUGGCAUAAUCGUGACGAGCUAACCUUGUCAGCUGAACCUUGCCGAGCUCACCUUGUGAACUGAGCUCCUGAGCUGACGCCUACUUAGGGCCAGUCUGUCGGGGUUAGCCCUUAUGGGCGAGGCUUGAUUGGGCCUAAUCUGCCGUUUUGGAAAAUAUUCCGUUUGCUUAUAACUUUUAGUAGGAAACUCCAAUUCUGUCCGUUCUUUUUGGAGAAGUCUUAUUUUUUUCCUUUAUUUUUUGAACAUGUAAUAGUUUUGGGUUUUUACACAAUUAGUGUUUUUUCGUUUUCCUACUAGGGUUAGGGCUUGCUGCCUUAUAAUAAGUUGUAAGCCUUAGGGCUAAACAUUUAGUUUUUGAUUAUUAUUGAAUGACAAAGAGUCUAGAGAGAGUUUCUCUAAAUUUAUCCCGUUUGUGAUUGUCCUUGUUGCACGUUCGAUCUUGUUUCGUAUUAUGCCCUGCAUCAGUUGGUAACAGAGCUUCAAGUUCCAAACCUGACCAUGGCUGCAAGACGUGCAGUUGGAGGUCGAGGGGGAUGAGGUGAUUGUACAGCUUUUGUGGAUGACGUUUAUGAACGGGAUGAUGUCGCGCGAGAAGCACGAACAGAGGUGCGGAUUCAACAACUCGAGCAGCGAUUGGGGGACGCCAUCGGUACCCUAGCCGAUUAGGCUGCUGCCCUGGCUGUUGCAAGCCGGCCUCGCCGUUUUCUGAUUCAAUCUUGGUUUCCGAAAGAGGAGGAGGUAUCGGAUGAUGUUUCUAUCACCAUACCUUUGUUUGGUAACCAUCAGUCAAAGAGGAGGACAAGGGCGGUUGUGGUUUGUAAUCAGGAUCGGCGACUUUGGAAGACUGGUUCAAAGAUCAACUUUCCUGAGUUCAAGAAAGGUAUGACACCAGAAAAAAUCUUAAAGGUUAGUACAGGAGAAAAAAAAGUCAUAGAAGAAUUUCUAGUUGAGGGAGACGUAGGAGACUUUCUUGAUGAUGUGUUAGAGGAAGAGUCUGAUAAAAUAUUUUCGGACAAUAAUCCGUUGUCGUUUCAGUUAGAAAUUGAUUGGGAGUCACCUCCAAAAUAUGAUGAGUACCCGGACGAUGAGUAUGAUAUAUGUGAACUUAUCAUUGUUGAUGGUGCUCACGUUGCAAUUCAAGAAACUGGAAGAAUAGCUUUGCCUAAGAAAAAUGCUUCUGAAGCUAGCCCACUAUCCAUUAGUGCAGCUAGUCUGAUGGAUAUUUCUAUUAAUCAAGAGCAAGGUGAUAAAGAAUGUGCAUUUGAUUGCAUCCCAGUCAAAGAACUAAAUAACUUGAAGGAGCCAAGCUCUGUUUUUGCUAAUGGCUCAUGGGUUUUUCCGAGUAGUGAAAUCCCACCAAUCAUAAGAUGCGACAACCCUACUAUGAUCAAUGGAUUCUCUUUCCAAGAUGGUAAAGUGACAGAAGAUGGUAAUUGGGUUUUCUAUGGUGGAGCUUGGGAUGGUUACUUUUUGGUUGUAGCCUCUUAUACAAACGUGAAUAGGGGUACAAAACUGAUGGGAAAGAUAAAUUUGAGGUACAAAGCAGAUGCCGAUAAUCAAAGACGUGCCAAGUUACUCCAAGCAAAACUUGAGGACGAGUUUUCUCAAGCGGGGGAGAAUGAUGCAGUGCGCCUAGAGGAGGAGUACCACUUAAGGCAUCGAGUGGCAUAAUCGUGAUGAGCUAACCUUGUCAGCUGAACCUUGCCGAGCUCACCUUGUGAGCUCACCCUUGCCGAGCUCACCUUGUAAGCUGAGCUUCUGAGCUGACGCCUACCUAGGGCCAGUCUGUCGGGGUUAGCCCUUAUGGGCUAGGCAUGAUUGGGCCUAAUCUGCCGUUUUGGAAAAUAUUCCGUUUGCUUAUUACUUUUAGUAGGAAACACCAAUUCUGUCCUUUCUUUUUGGAGAAGUCUUAUUUUUUCCUUUAUUUUCUGAAUAUGUAAUAGUUUUGGUUUUUCCGCAAUUAGUGUUUUUUCGUUUUCCUACUAGGGUUUGGGCUUGCUGCCUUUAUAAUAAGUUGUAAGCCUUAGGGCUAAACAUUUAGUUUUUGAUUAUUAUUGAAUGACAAAGAGUCUAGAGAGAGUUUCUCUAAAUCUAUCCCGUUUGUGAUUGUCCUUGUUGCACGUUCGAUCUUGUUUUGUAUUACGCCCUGCAUCAGAAAGAGCCAUAGAGGCAUCCGUAUCGAUUUUGUUGACUACUUUUUUUUACUAACUUCAGUUUAAAUAUGGAUAAUGCAUCUCAUACCGAAUUGUUAUAUGGCAAAUCUCGUAGGAGAUCUUGAAACUCACUCCCCAACACUAAUGACUGAUACGAUGAAAUGUCACUUUGGUUCAUGUCUACCUGGUCUUGGUUUUUUGGAUAGAGGAAAUUAGGCCCAAAACACAAAACUAUGGGUGGGGUUGAAUAAACCAAGUAUUUGUUGCAGGGUCUGCAAGUGUUUCACCAAAGGGACAUGUGGAAAUGUGGAAUGCUUGCAGGGAUAGUUUAGAAAGCAACUAAGAAUCUUUUGGUGCGCUGGAAAAUAUGACUUGAAGAAGAAUCUCUCAGAAGAGAGAGAAGAAAUUCCCUUCAUGGUGCUGGAAAUGGAAAAUGUGGAGUAGCAGAGUGAAUAUACCCUGCUAUUGCUGUGGAAGAAAUUUCAAGCAGAAGGUCAGCUAGUGUUUGUAUGUUAGUAAAUGAACUCUUAGGCAUUGGUCGUCAGCCCAUAACAGUCUCUAUGAAAGUGCCACUCGCACUCAAUGAAAGCCCAGAACUAGUGGGUUUGUUCACAAUUGGUUAUUCAAUAUAAUAGUAUUUAUGUUUUUCUACUGCCAAUCAGAUAGGUAGGGGGGACGCCGAGUAUUCAUUGAGCUAAAUCCUAUGUUUAUGAUAUUAUUCUGGUGCCAUCACACAGAGAUCUGGGGUUGAGAGAGAUUUUGGGUGCUCCCCUAACCUGAUCAAUCUGUUGCUACUAUGUUGAGAGAGAUUUGCAUGCAUCUGUGAUCUUUUGCAGAAUGUAAUCUCCUUUUCCUAAAUUUCAAUUCUCUCUCCGUUUCUUUUUACCAAGUGAAAUUUGGGUUUCAGGCACUUGCUAAGGAGAUUGUGAGGUCAAGGCGAACUGUCAACCGUCUCUAUGAAAA
Molecule: messenger RNA, 3627 nt
Organism: Rhododendron vialii
Lineage: Eukaryota; Viridiplantae; Streptophyta; Magnoliopsida; Ericales; Ericaceae
Exons: 2
Coding region: 1394-2182 (262 amino acids)
Source: RefSeq, a predicted model, not a curated record